This is a messenger RNA of Rhodamnia argentea, 1479 nucleotides long. RefSeq lists its product as uncharacterized. Lineage: Eukaryota; Viridiplantae; Streptophyta; Magnoliopsida; Myrtales; Myrtaceae. The record is from RefSeq and is a predicted model, not a curated record. The transcript is spliced from 12 exons. The coding region runs from base 63 to 1436 and encodes 457 amino acids.
CUUUUCACUGUGAUACUUAAACUAAUGUAUAACGUCAGCAUCGGUCGGUGUCCCUAAUAGACAUGGUUGAACAACCAAGCUUUAUCUUCAAGUGGAUGGUAUCAGCACUUCUGCUAAAGGGCAUAAUCAGAAAGAAGCUGCAUCAUUCAUACCUGCCUGGAAAAAGGGUCUCGUUCUUUUUCUGUGUUUCCUCUUCAAUAUCCACCAUGAUUCCAUCAUCCUCCUCUUCAGUUUCCUGGGUACAGAGGUUUUUGGUCGCAGCCUGGUUCCUCGGUUGUGGAUGUCUUCCAGGCCUGAAUGCGGCAUCCACAGUGAAGGUGAGCAACAUCUCCAAGGUGGAGGACGCAGUGAACUUCCACAUUUACUAUGGACAGACCUUCAAAGUCAUCAAGAAUGCCAUUGACACCGAGAGCUACCUCCUCAUUCAGAAUGACUCAAAGAUGGCAUCGAGAACAAAAUAUUGCACUCCCAGGAUCAAAUCAUUCAUCAUUCCCUUAUCGAACUAUUCGGUGGAUGCCGAACUUUUGCCAGUUUCCUUUUUCGAGCUUUUAGGCUUACUUGGGAGCUUAAAGGGCAUUACAGCAGACUCCGUUGCCUCUCAAUGCGUACUAAAGUUAUGCGAAGGAGGAGAACUUCAGAUGAUUAACAAGAGCGAUCAUCAGCAAUUUCAACAAUUCUCGGCACAUUUUAUUGGCAACACUGAUCAAGCACAAGCUUGUAACUUUGCAUCAUUUGUUCCUCCCAGUGAAAGCCUUCCGCUGCAGAGAGCAGAAUGGAUCAAGUACCUUGGAGUUUAUGCUAACCUGGAAUAUAAAGCCAAUCAAGUGUACAAAGCUGUUAAAGAAAAUUAUUUGUGCCUGGCCAGGGUUGCUGCAAGCAAAGCUUCAUCAGUCAAACCAACAGUUGCCUGGAUGGAGUACAAUGAUAAUAUAUGGUCCUUUACCAAGGAAACACUCAAAAUGAAGUAUGUGGAGGAUGCUGGAGGAGAGAAUGUGGACAAAUCGAUCAGCAAGAUCACUUACAACACCUCCAAUCCUGAUGAUUUGGAGCAACUGCAUGCCAUCUUAUGCACUGUCGAUGUGGUCAUUGACGGAACGUACACUUCCAGUCCCACGGGCUACACAAUGUCAGCUUUUGUUGAGAAUGUAGCAGUUGCAGAUACCUCUUGUUUUGCAUUCCUUGCAAAUCAAAGCCUGUGGAGAUAUGAUAAAAGAUUGCAAAACACCAGCAACACUCUUGAUUGGUUCGACGGAGCAGUCUCUCAACCUCAGUUGGUUCUUGCAGAUCUUAUGGAAGCUUUAUUCCCAACAGGGAACUAUACUACUGUUUACUUUAGGAAUCUAGCCAAGGAAGAAAGCGUCGUAAAUAUAACCCCCGACAUGUGCGAUAGGGAUACCUCGAUAGCUCUGGAGCCAAGUAUCAUACCUUGCUCAUGAUUCCUCGAGGGAUCAGAUUCAAUACAUCAUAGAUUUUCUUACA